Molecule: messenger RNA, 555 nt
Organism: Neospora caninum
Lineage: Eukaryota; Apicomplexa; Conoidasida; Eucoccidiorida; Sarcocystidae
Product: putative CHCH domain-containing protein
Exons: 4
Coding region: 1-555 (184 amino acids)
Source: RefSeq, a predicted model, not a curated record
AUGCGAGGCUCCACUGGAGGGUCUCCUGAAGAGCCCGGGCACUCCCCUUGCGAGGCUCGAAAUUCAGGCGCGGAUCCCUCCUCAGCUUCGUCUUCGCAGAGCUCAAAAGGUUCGCGGAUUCCCGGCACAGUGCUGCAUCCUGAUGAGAUUCACCAGCGAACUCGUCGCCGCGUAGAGUACUUCGAAGCCAAGCAAGCGACGCAUUACGAGAAGAAGGAAAACGACGCCAUUCGCGCCCAGAUUGGGAAAGAAAUCAGAGACAAAUGCAGGCCCGAGCUCGACGACUACUAUGACUGCAUGUGUGAACGCACGUUCACUUUCAUCGCCUGCCGAUCCUAUGCAGCCGCCGUGCAUAAGUGCAUCGCCAAGUAUGAGAAACCGGAGGUGAUGAAGGCGCGCUGGGAGGAAGUCGCGCGCGAACGCGAAGCCCUCGGGCUCAGCCGCAUCAACCGUCGUCAGCGAAAGUACUACAACAAGUACAUCUCUGACUUAGACGGCUCAGGCUGGCUUCCCGCGAAGACGGAGGCGACAGGAACUGGAGACAAGGAAGCGUGA